Messenger RNA from Fonsecaea multimorphosa CBS 102226, 474 nucleotides. RefSeq names its product 60S ribosomal protein L24. Gene Ontology annotation, molecular function: structural constituent of ribosome; mRNA binding. The transcript has 3 exons. Gene Ontology annotation, biological process: cytoplasmic translation. Lineage: Eukaryota; Fungi; Ascomycota; Eurotiomycetes; Chaetothyriales; Herpotrichiellaceae. The record is from RefSeq and is a predicted model, not a curated record. The coding region runs from base 1 to 474 and encodes 157 amino acids. Gene Ontology annotation, cellular component: cytosolic large ribosomal subunit.
AUGCGUACCUACGACGAUACCUUCAGCGCCACCAAGAUCUACCCGGGCAAGGGCAAGCUCUACGUCCGCGGCGACAGCAAGAUCUUCCGAUUCCAGAAUGGCAAGACCGAGUCCCUUUUCUUGCAGCGCAAGAACCCAAGAAGAAUAGCCUGGACCAUGCUCUACCGACGCAUGCAUAAGAAGGGUAUCUCAGAGGAAGUCGCCAAAAAACGCACCCGCCGCACAGUAAAACACCAGCGAGCCAUCGUGGGCGCUUCCCUCGACGUGAUCAAGGAACGCCGCGCUCAACGCCCCGAGGCCCGCGCCGCGGCCCGUCAGGCAGCGAUCAAGGACGCCAAGGAGAAGAAGGCUGCUAGUGAGAGCAAGAAGAAGGCCGAGAAGGCGAAGAGUGCGGCGAACGCUGCGAGAGGCCAGAUCACGAGCAAGCAGGGCGCCAAGGGAGCACCGAGCAAGGUGCAAGCAAAGAGCCGAUAG